Messenger RNA from Hylaeus anthracinus, 4598 nucleotides. RefSeq names its product protein groucho-like. The transcript is spliced from 12 exons. The record is from RefSeq and is a predicted model, not a curated record. Gene Ontology annotation, molecular function: protein binding; transcription corepressor activity. The coding region runs from base 511 to 2928 and encodes 805 amino acids. NCBI's taxonomy places the organism in Eukaryota, Metazoa, Arthropoda, Insecta, Hymenoptera, Colletidae. Gene Ontology annotation, cellular component: transcription regulator complex; nucleus. Gene Ontology annotation, biological process: negative regulation of canonical Wnt signaling pathway; regulation of DNA-templated transcription.
CGGCGAGCAGUGGGGAGGCGGAGCGGGCGAAGGAGAGGGAAGCGCUUCCCCUCGGCUCUGCGGUUGAUUAGUUGAUACCCGUCCGUCGUCGAGGGUGCAUCGUUCAACUUGUGUCUCGUCUUAUGUGUCGUCGCGUAUUCGCAUCGUGUAACUCUAACGUGAUUCGACGACGUCGUUUAUUCCCGUUGUAUCCCGGGAACCGCGCAUCGCUUUUUCUCUCGGUGUCUUUUUGUGCAAACGGUUACCAAGCUAGUGCCCGGAGGACUCGAAGAAAGUGACCAGUGGAAGUGUGUGUGUGCGCGCCGACUGUAGCCCCGUCUUGUGCUUUUCGUUUUAUUCUCCUCUACGUUUUUCUUUCCCGAGACCAGUGAAUAAUAGUGCGUACAGGCUAUGACCUGGGAUACCGCUGGAUAUACCUGAGGAUAACGGAGACAUAUCCAUUACUCCUGACAGGACUUCGUCGUGACGAGAGGGAGCAACAUAACCUCUUUGAGGGUCUCUGACGAUAAGAUGUACCCCAGUGCCGGUAUAAACGCGGCGGCAGCUGUGGCUGUGGCAGCUGCGGCACGGCACCCGGGUCCACCACAACCCGGACAGCAGAUCAAAUUCACAGUCGCAGAAUCUUGCGACAGGAUCAAAGAAGAAUUCAACUUUCUACAAAACCAAUGUCAUGCCUUGAAACUCGAGUGCGAGAAACUGGCCACGGAGAAGAUCGAGAUUCAACGACAUUACGUGAUGUACUACGAGAUGUCGUACGGCCUAAACGUGGAGAUGCACAAACAGGCCGAAAUAUCGAAGAGACUGAACGCCAUCAUCGGGCAGAUUCUGCCAUUUUUAACGCAAGAGCAUCAGCAGCAGGUUGCAUCCGCUGUGGAAAGAGCGAAACAGGUCACGAUGGCGGAGCUGAACUCUAUAAUAGGGCCGCUCUUUCUGUUUCAGCAACAGAGACCAGAUAUACCAAGGUUGCUGCAACAAAUGCACGCCCAGCAACUGCCACCGGGGGCGGCGAUAGGCGGUCAUCCCGGCCUACCCGGACUUCCGGGACUAGGGCCAGCUGGUGGACUUCCGGUGUCGACUUCCGCCUCUGCCGCUCUUAUUGGUCUUGGCCUGACGCCUGGAGCCGCCACAGCACCCGGUGCAACGGCGGCGCAUCCACUUUCGAUGCUUGGCAAACCGGAACUCCAUCGUGGCCAGCCCGACGACUUGAAGAGCAACGGCGGUCUCAGCUCGACCGAGGAGAGACACAGAAGUUCGAUAUCGCCUGGCGAUAAGUACAGUCGUCCACGGACACCGCAGGAGACGCACCAUUCCCAUCAUUCACAGAAUCACCAUGACCAUCCCAUGCACAUCAAGAAAAUGAAAAAGGAGCAGGAUAAAGACAUUGGUCACAGCGACGGCGAGAAGAGUGACCAGGAUCUAGUCGUGGACGACGCCAGCGAGGGACCUACCAGCCCAGUGGUGAACGGCACGUCAUCGCCUCGAGAAAACGGCUUGGACAAAGUGGUGCCAGCGAUGGGUGCAGGCGUGCAGACGAAGAAAGACGUUCCUCCGCACUCGCCGAGGAGUGGGACCAGCAGCAACGCCAGCACACCAUCAGCGAAGAAGAUGGAGGAACGGGAGAAGCCAACGACACCGAUCUCGAAGCCCCUGACGCCAACCUCGGGCUCCGCGCUGGGUGGAUCCGGUCUGAAGCCUUCGGGAUCGGCGAAGCUCCAUCAAGGACCGCCGCCUCCUGGUGUACCCAGCGCCUAUCCGCCUCACUAUCCCCCUGGGCCACCGUCCCACCAUCUGGGACCAGCUGGUCAACAUCCACACGUCGACAUGAUGGGUUAUAACGGCUACGUGGCGCCUAGAGCUCCACCUUCGCUUCAGCAACUGUACGACCCCCACGUGGCCAUGAGGACUCCCAUGGGAUCGGUCGCUGUACCUGGAGGCAAACCUGCGUACAGCUUCCACGUGUCGAGCGAGGGCCAGAUGCAGCCGGUGCCCUUCCCACCGGAUGCGCUGAUCGGACAAGGGAUACCGCGUCAUGCGAGGCAAAUUAAUACCCUCAGUCACGGGGAGGUCGUGUGCGCCGUCACGAUCUCGAAUCCGACCAAGUAUGUAUACACCGGCGGCAAGGGAUGCGUCAAGGUCUGGGACAUUGGACAGGGCGGUACAGGAAGUACGAAAUCGGUAUCGCAGCUCGACUGUCUGCAACCUGAUAACUACAUCAGGUCGGUGAAACUGCUACCGGACGGUAGGACCCUGAUAGUCGGGGGUGAGGCCAGUCGGCUGAGUAUCUGGGAUCUGGCGAGCCCGACGCCGAGGAUCAAGGCCGAAUUAAUCUCUUCCGCUCCCGCCUGUUACGCUCUGGCCAUCUCGCCCGACUCGAAGGUCUGCUUCAGCUGCUGCAGCGACGGUAACAUCGCCGUCUGGGAUCUCCAGAAUCAGACGCUGGUCAGACAGUUCCAAGGUCACACGGACGGCGCGUCGUGCAUCGACAUCUCCGCGGACGGCUCGAAGCUGUGGACAGGUGGUCUGGACAACACGGUGCGCUCGUGGGAUCUCCGCGAGGGCAGGCAGCUCCAACAACACGACUUCACCUCGCAGAUAUUCUCUCUGGGCUAUUGUCCUACGGGAGAGUGGUUGGCCGUGGGCAUGGAGAACUCGAACGUCGAGGUGCUGCACGCCACCAAGCCCGACAAGUAUCAACUCCACUUGCACGAGUCCUGCGUCCUGUCUCUGAGAUUCGCCUCCUGCGGCAAGUGGUUCGUCUCCACCGGCAAGGACAAUCUGCUGAACGCGUGGCGCACGCCUUACGGAGCCUCGAUAUUCCAGUCGAAGGAAUCGUCGUCGGUGCUGAGCUGCGAUAUAUCUGCGGACGACAGGUACAUUGUCACCGGGUCUGGUGACAAGAAGGCGACCGUCUACGAGGUCAUGUACUGAACGAGACCGCAACGGAACACCGAAAUCAUUCUCGAAAGUGAACUCUUCUCAACGUGGGUGUACAUAGUUCUUGCGCGACAUUGUGAGAGACGUUUUGUUGCCGUUGUUCUUGUUAUUGUUGUUGUUGUUACACGAGCGAAACGAACCAAGCGCGGAGAAUCGUCGAAUCCGUAUUGGACGAAACGGAGCAAGUGAUAAUGAAAUUUCUACUAUCGACGACGAUGGAAAUUGCGUAUGCUUCGUUUCUGUCCGAUCAGCGUGUUAUCGAAAUCGACGAACGAUGUUCCGAGCAAUCAUUUUUAUCAAAGGGAGUCUUGAAUCGAGUUCGUCCAGCUCGUUCUGCGUGCAAUCGUGUUUGACGACGAAGACCGCGCAUUAAUUAGAAUAAACGUCGGUAUUCGUAUCGCGUUCCCCCUUGUACAUUUUGUAUAUACGUAUACAUAUUAUAUAUUAUAUAUCAGUCUUUAAGUAUACCGUCAUAUUUUUCUACGUCCCCUAAAAGUGAGACGGAAAGCGAAGUUUAAGUAAAGGAAACAGUUGAAUCGUGUAAAUAUUGUCAGGCUUAGAGAAUAUAACUGAAUCGAGACGAGAGACGAUUAAAUAAAAAGUGAUACUCGAGACUAAAUCGGUUGACUCAUUUCGUAGCCUAAAUCAAACCGGUUAAGAAGAGACGAUUUAACUAAUAAAUCGUUUCGGUAGAAAUCUUAUCUUUCAGCAGAGUCGCUGUUCUCAAAGGUAAGAGGAAUUAAUACCAAACCGAACAAGUAAUUAAUUAUAAUACUUUUAUAACAAGCAUAUACAAUUUUGAUAACAAGGAGACCUGCUUUUCGAAAUUAGGUCAAUUAUGUGCUUGAUGUCAUCUUUUGCGAUAAAAUUAUUUUUAAAGAUACAUUUCACUUUUUGGAUUGUUUUAAUUAUCAACUGUGUCAUUUCUAUUAACUUUACAAUUAGAAGCAGCCUUUGGAAUCAAUGUAGCAUGACGUGUACAUUCUUUUUAGAUUUUCAUAAUGAAUAUAGUAUAAUGAUAAGAAUUUUAAUAGGUCAUACAAUAACGUAAUGAUCUCAUGUUUGAUAUCAUAACUUGAAAUUUAUAACAAAAUGCAUGAAAAAUAUCUUUAAAUUUACUCAUUGUAGCAAAUACUUUUCGAAAAAUCCCAACUUCAUUCCAUACAUUAAUUUAAUUUUUUCAAUCCGCCAAGUUUAUUUUAAUAAAAUUUCACUCGAAUAAAUCUGUAAUGGGAUGAUGAUUUCAACUAGAAUUUAUCCGAAUAACAGCCACCUUUGACGCUGGACAAUCAACGCCGCAGCGUGGAUCGCGAUCGCGCCGCGCCCGUCACCGAAACUAUAAAACAAGGGCGUCACCCCCGUCCGCGGGGUUGCUGGUUUCCCAUAAACGUGUCAACGGUCCAGCAACAGAGUUCCCUGUCAGAGGGAAAAAGACGCGACAUCAACAAUAUUUAGUCGCAACGCCGGAGGGAUCGUGUCGCGAAAAUCACGACACCACCUCGCCGAUAAAAAAAAAAAAAAAAUACCGCUACGUGUCGGUUGUCGCGCGCAUUUUCCGCGAUCAUCACUUGGAAACAAAUUGCGGCAACGCGACAUCCGUGUAGGGCAAACGUCGGUUACCAAAAUGCAACGAAUAAAAAUAGAGAACCAGAGAAACCACCUGG